GAAAUUACUGGAACCGAUCCCCUGGACAGCUAUACAGGGGAUCGGUACCAGGAAUUUCCCCCCAGUGCACCCAUCACCCUCCCUGUGCACCAUACAUUUCCCCCUGCUACCCAGGCCCCCAUUAAGGUCGGCUUUCCUCCACGGACCCCGCAUUCACUAUAUCCGCUCUCCCCGGACCCCGCAUUUACUAUAUCAGCUCUGCCCGGACCCUGCAUUUACUAUAUCUGCUCUCCCGGACCCCGCAUUCACUAUAUCCGCUCUCCCCGGACCCCGCAUUCACUAUAUCCGCUCUCCCCGGACCCCGCAUUCACUAUAUCCGCUCUCCCCAGACCCUGCAUUUACUAUAUCUGCUCUCCCCGGACCCCGCAUUCACUAUAUCCGCUCUCCCCGGACCCCGCAUUCACUAUAUCCGCUCUCCCCGCACCCCGCAUUCACUAUAUCCGCUCUCCCCGCAUUCACUAUAUCCGCUCUCCCCGCACCCCGCAUUCACUAUAUCCGCUCUCCCUGGACCCUGCAUUCACUAUAUAUCCGCUCUCUCCCCGCACCCCGCAUUCACUAUCCGCUAUCCCCGCUUCACUAUAUCCGCUCACCCCGCAUUCACUAUAUCUGCUCUCCUGGGACCCCGCAUUCACUAUA
Staurois parvus is the source of this 636-nucleotide messenger RNA. NCBI's taxonomy places the organism in Eukaryota, Metazoa, Chordata, Amphibia, Anura, Ranidae. The record is from the annotation of a GenBank genome assembly.